Messenger RNA from Racocetra persica, 1644 nucleotides. The record is from the annotation of a GenBank genome assembly. NCBI's taxonomy places the organism in Eukaryota, Fungi, Glomeromycota, Glomeromycetes, Diversisporales, Gigasporaceae.
AUGGCAUUAAAUAAGUCUUUAAAAACUGGUCAUUUAUAUUCUGGGAGUGAUGGUGAUAAUUCAAUUAAUGAAAAUAAUGAUAAUAUGGAUAUUGAUGAAAUUAAUACAUCAAAAUCGACUAUUGAAGAUUCUAAAAUGAAAUUUAGUGCGAUUAUUCGUAAAGUUGUUGAUAAUGAUGUUAAGCGAGCAGAAACUUCUCUUAAGGCUCUUUGUGAUGUAAUGCCUCCACAGUUGCGUUUAAUAAUGAACGGUUCUUCUAUUAAUGAAGUAUUCGGUAAUGUCAACAUGAAGAUCCAACUUUCUAAUGAACAUAAAGAACGAAAGAUGAAUGAUUCCUAUAGUUUUGUUCCUCCUCCUUCAACCAUUGCCAAUGAAACAAAUACAAACAAAGAAAUAAAUUAUACUCGGGAAUCAAAUGAUUUAUGGCACAAUAAUAUAAAUCAUUUAGAUAAUCGGGGUAAUAAUGAUCAAGUUAAUAAUGAUCAAAUUAAUCAUGAUCAAAUUAAUAAUGAUCAAAUUAAUAAUGAUCAAGUUAAUAAUGAUCAAGUUAAUAAUGAUCAAGUUCAAAUAGAUGAAAAAGAAAUUGACAAACAAGAAGAGCUCUCAACAAAGUCUGUACAUCGUAAUGACCAUAUUCAAUCUGAACAAAAUAAACCUAUAGAACCGACAAAUCAUGAAAACUCUUCCACUACAGUCUUCUCAAACAAACGAAAAUCCACACAACCUAGGAAAUUUAUCAUCGAACAUCAUGAAACUGAAAGCAGGAUCAUUCGAAAAAGAGCUCGUCCAAACAUUAAAAAGAGGAAAGAUAUCAUUUCGAGCGAUGAAUCUGAAAAUAUGCAAACUUAUUCAGUUGACGAUCGGGAUCAAAUUAGUCAGCAUAACACUGAAGAGUCCUCAGAUGAUGAACCUAUCACUUCUUAUAAACAUAUAAAAUUGUCUACUACUCCUUCAAUAAUUGAAAAUCAAGACUCCUCUAAACCGAAAGGACGUUAUUCGACUAGAAAGUUAGCAAAUCCAAUCGUCAAAAAAGGAAAAAACUCCAUCGAUUCUAUAAAUUCUGAUCAAAUUAAUCUGUUACAAAAUGGUUUGAGUAAACCAUCGAUGAAAGCCGCAAGAAAAUUCGCUGCUCCUGUACCCAAACCUGCUCCUGCAAAACCACAACGACCUUUAGGUUCUUUUGGUUAUUUUCGUAAAGAGAUGUUCGAUAAUCGUGAUUCUAUGUUAAUUGGCCUCCCGUGGAGAGAAUGUAUAAAAAUCGUAGCACAACGUUGGAACUCAUUAAGUGAAGAGGAUAAAGAGCCUUAUAAUGAACUUCAACGCGUUGCAAGCAAGAGAUUUAAAGUGGAGAAUCGUGUAUAUCUUGACUAUUUAAAGGAGAAUGGAUUAGAGGAAGAAAAAAAGUGUAAGAUUUCCGAAAAAAACACUAGCAGACACACAAAUGAAAGCAAAAAGAGAAAUAUUAUAGAUGGCUCUGAAGACAGGAAGCCACGUAAAGUUUCAAAUAAUUCUUUGAACAAACCAUCGCCAAUCUCAAAAUCAAGAACUACCGCGAGUAAAAAUACUAUUCGUGCUGGCGCAGCAAGUCAUCCUCGUAAAUCUGGUGUGACUAAAAUCUUUAUCCCUUUUGUUCGUAAAGACUAA